This is a messenger RNA of Cuscuta campestris, 1177 nucleotides long. The record is from the annotation of a GenBank genome assembly. NCBI's taxonomy places the organism in Eukaryota, Viridiplantae, Streptophyta, Magnoliopsida, Solanales, Convolvulaceae.
CUAGUUGUUACAACAAAAUGUAAGGACCUCACUAAUUUUCACUGGCGUCACCCAUGAGUAAUUUUCUGCUUUCCUUCACUAAUCAUGAUUGUAGCAACAUUUCACACAUUGUCUUUGGAUGAAUUCAUCUACAUUGUGGGAGGUGUGACAACUUAUAUAGCCGAAGAGCGUCCUUUCAACUUCCAUGGACUCCAAUCUCAGUCCCCCCGUAUCCAACCAGACAUUGUACUUCGGUGGUUCUCGUAUUGAUUCAUCUGAUAAGGCUGCAGUGUGGUGCCCGGCUCCCGUCUUCAUCAACGAUCAAGCUCUUUCUUCUGCGUAUGUUAGCUUUCUUGGCAAGAUUUACUCAUUUGGAUGUGCAUGCCUAAACCUUGAGGUUCUUGACCCUGCCGCCGCUGUGGGCUACCCCAAUCCAAUCUGCCCUCUUUCCAUCCCUGAAGACCUUGUGGGUUGCAGUGUGUCUAUUCCUGUACUGCCCGACCCUUCUAAGAAUCGCAUUCUUGUGCGCUUGCAUGGUGGUCAGCUUUCUUCUCCUUCGCUGUAUGCUUUCACUCCUGAUAUUGAUGGUAAUGGGACAUGGACGUUACUCAUCCGUGAUUUCUCAUUUUGGGCGAGAACUCUCGCGCUUGUUGAUGACGUCAUAUACUUUCACUCACAUAAAUUCCCAUCUCUUCUUCGCGCUUUUCACAUAGCCGAGGAAAAAUGGUUGGAAGUCUGCUGGGAUUCAUGCUUUAAGGGCAACGUUAAUUUUAAUGUCAACAGGAAGCACUUUGAUGCAUUGCUUCAUUUGGGUGGAAAUAUUUUGUGCUUUGCUGCUUGGACACACAUAUAUCCGGAGCCUAUUGUGUAUCCUGAUUCUCUUAGUGUUGAGUUUUACAAGUUCAAAGUACUUCAAGACCCUGAUGGAACCAUAAGAUUCCAUGCAUGUGACUCCUACUCGUAUGAACUUCCUGAGAAUGAGAUUGUGCUUUCGUUCAUCUCUGCCUAACAGUCAUGUAGAUCUCUUCACUUUGUCCUGUCAAGUGCCAAGUGUGGGAGCCAUUUUGCGUGUGAUAGCUCCUAUUGUUCAACAUUUUCUUAACAUGCUACGUCUUGGAUGCUGCUGCUAUGCCCUGAAUUUGUUAAAGAUAGUUGAGUUUCUAUACAAGGCUUCUUCGAAUAACUCGGCAACUCUUUU